This is a messenger RNA of Andrographis paniculata, 1035 nucleotides long. Its product is annotated as protein NDR1-like. The record is from RefSeq and is a predicted model, not a curated record. Bases 24 to 830 code for a protein of 268 amino acids. Gene Ontology annotation, biological process: defense response to other organism. The transcript has a single exon. NCBI's taxonomy places the organism in Eukaryota, Viridiplantae, Streptophyta, Magnoliopsida, Lamiales, Acanthaceae.
CAUACACGAAACACAAGUAAAUUAUGGUCUCGCACGCAAAAGCGUGUUGUCAUUGCGCGUACGAUUUUGGUUCAUUUCACAGAAAGCGCUCCACCGUUUCUACCCAUUUUCUCACUACUAUUAUACUUAAACACAUAAAUAGAUCACAAGUCUUAACUGUAAGUAAACCACCAGAUCCAUUUUCCGGCGGAGCUAUGGCGGAGUGCUGCCAACGCUGCUGCGGCUUCAUAAUCACCUCCGGCCUCGCCGCCCUCUUCCUCUGGCUCAGCCUCCGCACCUCCGCCCCGACUUGCUCCAUCCAGGACUUCUACGUCCCUGCCCUAAACAUUUCCGGCAACUUUUCCGGCAACCACAGCCUCUACUUCGAUCUCAAGCUGGACAACCAGAUGAAGGACAAAAGCGUCCACUACGCCAACAUCACACUCACCUUCUUCUACAAUAAUGCCACGCCCCAUCUUCCGAUUGCCAAUUUCACGGUGCCGGAAUUCAAACAGGGCCACAAGAAGAAUACCCGCCGGAAAGCUCUGGUCGAGGCCGCCGGCGUGCCGUGGUCGGCGGCCAUCGGAGCCGUCUCGAACGGCUCGAGCUCGACGGUGAGCUUCAGCGUGCGGCUGGUGACGCGGGUGAAGUAUAAGAUCGUGUUCUGGUACACGAAGCGGCACAGCCUGGCGGUGGCCGGCGACGUCGAGGUCAACGGCUCCGGGAAGAAGGUCAAGAAGAAGGGGAUUAAAAUGAAGAAGUCCGGGGCCCCGGGUCCGAAUGGCGAUCGGGUCGGGGUAGUAGGACCCAUGGUUGCUGCUUUCGCUUUAUUGUUCUUCACGUUGUUUUAGUAAUUUGAUUUGAACCUUACCUGAGAGAAACAUGUGUUGCUGUACAUAAUUUUACGUAGGCCAAUCAGCACUUGUUUCUGUCUGCCACGUCGGAUUCAGAUUACAUUGUUUUUUGCCGUAGCUCUUAUUAGGGGUUUUGUUGGUUUUAUUUCAAAUCACUUUUUAUAUUAUUUUUUAGAAAAAAAAUAAAAGUCAAUUUUUGAUU